Sphaeroforma arctica JP610 is the source of this 2062-nucleotide messenger RNA. RefSeq lists its product as hypothetical. The record is from RefSeq and is a predicted model, not a curated record. The coding region runs from base 27 to 1883 and encodes 618 amino acids. NCBI's taxonomy places the organism in Eukaryota, Ichthyosporea, Ichthyophonida. The transcript is spliced from 4 exons.
CGUCCGAUACGAAGCCGUACUGAAUUAUGAUCGCAACGGCUGCCUCUACUCCUAAGGUUCUCAAAAUCGUUGUAAAAAAAACCGCACAUUGCAAGCUCGACCAGUCCGGGCCCAAGAGGUCGCAACCAACCUGCACGCCAGGCGAAGCUCCGUCAAAUACUUCAGGGACUGAUGUGAGACCCGUUAAUAAUGAGGACAGCGCAGAUGUUCGUAAAGCGGGUAUGAUUAAAACUCGAAGUUCGUUUCACACCAUAGCUUCGGGUAGUAGAAGUCUGAGAGUUACCAAGAAACUGCAGUCAGAUGUCAAUCGCACCGUAUCGCUUGUAUCGCUGGUCAAUCCUAACCGUAUCGGCGACAGUCACAAAGAUAGAAUUAAGGGAGUUGACACAGAUGCAGAGAACCAGAUUAUGAGUUCAGGUGCGGCGUGUACAGAGCCCAUCCCAGAAACAAACAGGGCCGAGCAUCCUAAUACGGGACCGGAAAAGGUCAAGUCCGAAAAUAAAAGGUCGUGGGGGUCGAAGAUAAGAGCGAGUGCUUCUUUUUUCCACCACGAUCGGUCACACCACGGCCGUACAGAGCUACCUACACCAGAGGACUCUCUAUGGGUUGAGGAUGGCCAAGUUGAAGACGAUCCAAUUGAGCACAAGAAAGACAACCGAGCCCUCAGGAGGUGGUGGCGAUCGUGCAGAACACGGGGAAUCAAUACACUCGCACACAGUAGUCCUAGCGACAAGCCUAAGGCAACUACCGACAGCGUUAAAGUAGACAACUUCAGAAAGACCAAUGGCAUGUGCAACUCAGCGUACCAGCCACAGGUGGGUCGUUUGCACACGACAAAGAACGGCUCCUCUCCCACGGCGUCACCCGUAGUGUCACCAAGAACCAAACUUGCCAUGGCCGAUCUCCGGUCCGCGCGCACGGAACAUCGACAUUCUCUACAGUCGAAACAACAGCAAUACCUGGCACUGAUAAACAUGUACGAUUCUGGCGAAUUCAGGAACCUUCUCAGCCUAUCUCCGGUGGCCGAGAAGAAACCCGACUGUGCCCGGAGGCGAAAACUGCAGCAACUGGCCGAACAACAACUCAUCAAACAAUGCGCUGCACAGCAACGGUUGAUAGACAGUAGGCCUGUGAGUAAGGUAUCCGCAACAACAACCAGGGACACUGCAGACGAUGAAAAGAAACCGUCGCUGCUCACAUCCGUGCUGGACGCGCUUUCCAACGAGGAUAUGGCCGGGUUACUGGGCCUGAACUUGAGCGAUCUGUCUACACUGAAUCUGUCGGUGGACAACAGUGUGCGACGCGGGAGUGCGUGUAGUGCAGCCGCCGAUGCGAACGGUGAGAGCUCGAUAUCUACCUACCCCAAGAGUGCACCGAACAACGCGAGUAAGGCCCACAGCAGCACCAGCGCUACACUGCUGAGUGAUGAACCAACCGCCUGGCAAUGGCAGGGGGGUCCGUUUGUUCAGACUGUGGGUAGGAGGAGGAGUGAAAUGGGUUCGUUUAGUAUGGCGAACAUCCAGAACGGAGUUGUACCCAGGAAGAGACGGGGUGGGCAACGCCGCUCAAUGCUGGAGAAUGUCAGGGUUGAUCUGGGCGAUAAUUUUGUACCGUGCGACGGCCUUGAACAAUUUUUGAUGGACACAGAUCCGGAUAAGACACUCGACGACGAGAAAGCGCAACGCCGUAUCCGUAUGCCCAGUAUCUACGGCAACAACCGAUCCACAGCAAGUAUCGGUAGUGUUAUAGACCGGUACAGUCUAUCUACACUGUCUCUGGUAAGCAAUGAAUAUUCCUUGCCGCCCGCGCCCAGGCCUACCUACGUACAGGACUUGUGUGUGGCGAUGGAUCAGUUACAGGCGCUCAUGAGGUGUGUCGAAUAGAUGACCAAAUAAUAACGUGAUGAAUUUGAACGGUCUUUCAGAAUUGUAAAGGCCGAGUCCGUUGGGAGUGUGUCUGUGACCCAGAUUCAGACACUCGGGCGGAGGGUCGAGUAGAUGACCAAAUAAUAGCUUUUCGCUAUAUUUAAGAUCUUUUCUCUCAGAAUAAAGAAAGAUAACCU